ACCCUACUUCAACCUGUUGCAUCAUAAAGCAAGAAUCCGACAUUUACUUAGAGAGGAUGGGUAGGAUUCAUCCUGCAAAGAACAUGUCAGGAGAUGGAGAGAGCUCAGUCUGGACGGUUUGGAAGAAGUCGAGCAUGGCGUUCCAAGGGACCGAUGGAUUCUCGGUGUACAAUGACAAAGGAAAGCUAGCUUUUCGUCUUGAUAAUUAUUCAAGGAAACACAAGGAGCUUGUCCUUAUGGAUGGAGGUGGAAAGCCUCUUUUGUCUUUGCGACCUCAGAUCCUAAGUAUCCAUGACCAAUGGAACGGAUUCAAAGAAUCAGAAGAAGACUCCAAAACAAGAUCCAAAUCGAAUAUUUUCUCGAUCAAACGAAAAUCAAUCCUCCACAGCACCGAUGAGGUUGAGGUAUUCAUGACAAACGGCAUAACUCCAGAUUUCCAAGUGGAAGGUUGCUUCUGGAAAAGAAACUGCAAGAUACGAAGCAAAUCAGGAGAAAUUGUGGCAAAAACAUCUCGAAAAAAAGUGAAUAAAUCAGUAAUACUAAGUGAUGAUGUUUUUAGUCUUGAGAUCAGACCAGGAAUUGAUUGCGAGCUGAUAAUGGCUUUUGUUGUAGUAUUGGACCGGAUAUGCCAGAAGCCUCAUGCUACUUUGAUGUGUUCUUGAAAUUAAUGGGAAAGUGUAUGUAUGUGUUUAG
Asparagus officinalis (garden asparagus) is the source of this 693-nucleotide messenger RNA. RefSeq names its product protein LURP-one-related 12-like. The coding region runs from base 57 to 662 and encodes 201 amino acids. The transcript has 3 exons. Lineage: Eukaryota; Viridiplantae; Streptophyta; Magnoliopsida; Asparagales; Asparagaceae. The record is from RefSeq and is a predicted model, not a curated record.